Molecule: messenger RNA, 351 nt
Organism: Solanum verrucosum
Lineage: Eukaryota; Viridiplantae; Streptophyta; Magnoliopsida; Solanales; Solanaceae
Exons: 2
Coding region: 1-351 (116 amino acids)
Source: RefSeq, a predicted model, not a curated record
AUGAGUGGAGGAGCCUCUUCCAAGAGUAUUGUGACAGGGGUUCACCCUUUUGGAAGUUUUAAUAUGGAUGUUGAUUGUUUAAAAGAGAUGGGUGAAUUUAGAGAAUGGAUGAAUGAAGGUCGCAGACCACGUAACAAGGAUCGUGGCAUUUAUGUUGCACUGUUUGCGGCAAGAUUUAUAUGUGGUAGUAAUGUGUUUGACAAUGAAUUUGAUGUCAAUACACAACGUAUCAAGUUUGGCUCGUUGCUGUGGAAUUAUGGCAAGAUGAAACUAGAGAAACAUAUUACCAGUGAAUCUAAAUCGUCAGGAAUAAUUAAAAAAAUGGAUUGCAUGAAGCGUUAUUAUAAUUAG